CUUGAAGCGACGCCUCGUUGCCACCCCAACAAGCGUGAGAUUCCUCCAGCCAAUCUCUGGAAGUAUGUCAUCGCUGACGAUGGAUCUACAUUUUGCCGUGGAUGCUCCAGUGAAUUCGACGUUGGCAUGGCAACUACCACCGCCGUUCGCUUACGUCGACUUGCUGGACAACAGCGUUAUGGCAACACUGACUGUUGAUGGACAACAAAAUGCCGUGUUUACCACCACAAGCGACUUGUCGACCCGUGUGAUCUUGUUCACGCUCGUGAACAAUGCGCUCAUCACAGCAGGAAGCGGCAUUCACUUGACCUUAGCAUGUGCCGUACCGCCGUCGUCGGGCAUACCAGACACGUACUCGGUUCAGCUUUUAGACAACUCGAACGGCCUUUUGGACACUGUGACCGCUCAACCUGCGACUGCUACUCAGCCAAGCACAUUAAGAGUUGGGUACGUUGGCAUGCAGUCCCAUCGAGCAGCCCAAGACGCUGGCAUCCUCGUGUCGUUUUCCACCGGUGUAGCCAUUCCUUCCAACGGCGAGUAUGUCUUUGAGCUUCACGCGGCAUUCAACUUGAGCUCCGCUGUGGAGCUGCACAUGCUGACUGGAUUGGGCAAUCACACCACCAGUCAAGCCAACAACGCCGUUAAAAUCAAGCGGAACGGUGACGGUGGAGUGGUUCCUCCUGGGACCACCAUCGCGUUUUGGCUCCGAAACGUGUGGAACCCACCAUCAGACGGAGUGCUGAACAGCGUUGGCGUGCUGAAGACCGCAACAGCCGAAGAGUUUGUGCUGGAGCAAGUUGCUCUUGCCACAACAACCGUGUAUUCAGCCGUCACCAAUUGCUUGGCGAGGUGUGCGCCAGGCUUCACCACGGCGUCGUUUACACUGACGGACGACUCGUGCGUGCAAUGUCCUGCAGGGGCGUUUUGUACUGGAGGCUGUGAACCCCCCACUCAAUGUCCCGUGGGCACUGCAUCCAGCGCCCUUCAAUCCACGUCGGUGUCUGCGUGCCAUGCGUGCCCUCCUGGGACAACCGCACCUUCAACAGGCAGCGUUGUGUGCACACCGUGCCCCGCUGGGAUGCAGUGCCCCACUCCGACGUCGCCACCGGCAAAUUGCCCCCCAAACACGUUUAGUUUGGGCGGGGCGGCGUCGUGCUCAUCCUGUCCUCUCGGGUAUGGGUGCUUGCAAGCAUCAGCAGCCCCAUUAGCUUGUGCCCCUGGCACUUACUCGUUGACGGGAAGCUCACUGUGCACGACAUGUCCACCUGGGUCUUCCUGCCCCAACGCGACGGCGCCUCCCCAACCAUGUCCGACUGGCACGUACGCUCUUGGCAGCGCAGCGGUCUGUUCUCCCUGCAUGCCAGGGCAAGCGUGCGCAAUCACAACUGCCGCCCCCUUGACGUGUGUCAACGGCACAUAUGCAGAUGGUCUUUCGACGGCGUGCACGAUAUGCCCUGCCGGAUCGAGCUGCCCCACGACGACGAAUCUUCCCAUGCCAUGCCCGUUGGGCACAUACAGUCUGGCUGGGGCCAUGACGUGCACGGCGUGCCCCGCUGGACGAUCUUGCGUGUCACCAUCCGUCAUGCCCGUUGCAUGCGCCGUUGGGACAUACAGCGUGGAAGGAAAUGGCACCUGCACGACGUGUCCGCAGGGGUAUUCUUGUGUGAACAACGAUCUCCAGCCUUGCAGCCCUGGCCAGUACAGCCUCCAUGGUGAAAUCUAUUGCACACCGUGUCCUGCUGGAUCUAGCUGUGCGAGCACAACGCAAGCACCCGUGGCUUGUCCAAGUGGCGCGACGUCAACGGCAGGCCAACGCUCGUGUGAUCCAUGCGAAGCAGGGUUUCAGUGCCCGAACCCCUCGAUGCCGCCCCAACCGUGUGGUGCUGGGUAUUAUUCUGGCGUAGGCAGCACGACAUGCACGGUUUGUCCUGCAGGCUCGUUUUGCAAUUCGACAUCCAUGCCGCCAAUUCCUUGCCCGCUGGGUUCUACGAGCAGUUCCGUAGGAAGCACUGCAUGCACACCGUGUCCUCCAGGCAUGAAGUGCACGACAACGUCGGGCGCCCCCACGAAUUGCUCUCCAGGGACGUACAGCUCUGGUUCGCAAAGCGCCUGCGUGACGUGCCCCGCUGGCUAUGCCUGCUAUUCCACGACACUGUCGUCCCCAGUAGCUUGUUUACCAGGGACGUAUGCACUGGCCGGUGCAACCAAUUGCACGACGUGUGCCCCUGGAAAGUAUUGUCCAAGUGUGGACCAAGCCGUUCAACUGGCAUGCCCGCCGGGGUCCUUUGCUUCUGGAGGCGCUGCCAAUUGUACCCUGUGCCCAAGUGGAUUUGCGUGCCCCACGCCAGACGGGUCCGGCAACGUGGCAUGCGCGGCAGGGUACUUUUCCACUGGCGGCAUGACUGUAUGCACGAAGUGUGCCCCGGGGUUUUCGUGUCCUUUUACGUUCGCCAGCACGCAAAUCCCAUGCCCACCGGGGAAGUAUAGCGCUGGUGGUCUCGCCGAGUGUAUUCCAUGUCCAGCUGGGUAUGCGUGCGCAGAUCCAACUUCCGCGACCAAAACCCCGUGUGCCCUCGGCACGUACUCGGACAUUGGCCAAAGCAGCUGCACCCAAUGUCCCGGUGGCUAUCAGUGCUUGUCUCCCAGUAGCUCCAACAUCACGCGGUGUCCAUUGGGAAUGUACUCGAAAGAAGGGCAGUUCGACUGCACUGUGUGUCCUUCCGGGUCCAGUUGUGGCGAUCUUUGCGCGUCUCCCACGGCAUGCCCCCCUGGGCACUAUUCGCUGGCUGCCCAACCGUCCUGCACAGCUUGCCCUCCUGGUUACGAGUGCCCUCAGUCGACGCAGCCCCCUCAGCCUUGCCCAAUUGGGUACUGGAGCCCUGGUUCGUCGGUGAAUUGCUUGCAAUGCAGCCCUGGCUAUCGUUGCAGUUUGGCUUCGACAUCUCCGACCCCUCCAGAGGAUGCAUGUCCUGCCGGAGGGUUUUGCAACCCACCCACAACCUUCUUCAUGUGUCCACCUGGGACGUAUGGCAAUACGACUGCUGGCCAGAGCGUAGCGCAUGCAUGCACUCCGUGCCCCGAGGGGUUCUUCUGCCCGAGCGGGUCCACGUCUGUCAGUAUGCAGCCCUGUCCUCCAGGCUUCUACUGCCCGCUUUCCACCGCAACGAGCACCACGUUUCCCUGUCCAGCGGGUCAAUACAGUCCGGACUCGUAUGCUACGUCAGCUGCCGCGUGCAGAAGCUGUCCUGCAGGCUCCUAUUGCCCCGCAGGCAGCGCCAAACCAAUCCUUUGUCCGUCGGGGUCAUAUUGCCCUGCAAAUACGCAAAGCGCGACGCAGUUUCCGUGCCCGGCGGGAACGUAUGGAGACAGUCAGAAUGGAGCCACUACCGCCGCGCAGUGUAUUCCAUGCACGAUGGGCAACUAUUGCCCUCAAGGAUCCGUGAGCCCAACUCCAUGCCCAGCUGGCCACUACAAUCCGUUCCAAUCAGGGUCUGGCAUCCACGAAUGCAUCCCGUGUCCAGCGGGGUGGUCCUGUCCCCACGUUGGCCAAAUUGGGUACACUGACCUCUGCGCUCCAGGCCACUACUGUCCCAUGCAGACGGUGUCUGCCUUCUCCAACGAGUGUCCUGCCGGGACGUUUACGGACAGCAGCAACCUCACUCGUGCUGCCGAUUGCUCUGUGUGCCCGGAAAGAUUUGCGUGCUACAGCGGUACCGGUGCCAACGCGUUGCAGAAGCUGAGCUGUGCCGCAGGCUUUUUUUGCCCCAACGGCACCGCGUUCCCAAAGCAGUUUCCAUGCCCACCUGGGUUUUGGAGCAGCAGCACGAAUUUAGCUAGCGCAAGUGAAUGCUCCGAAUGUCCUGCCGGAUCGUUCUGUUCGGGUGGAGGGGCUGCCGUGGACGGUCCAUGUGCUCCAGGCCACUAUUGUCCGAUGCAAACGCCCGCUCGAGAUCGCUAUCCCUGUCCAGCUGGCACGUACACGGGGGCUACAGAUCUCACCGAUGCCUCCCAAUGUUCCAGCUGUCCCCCCGGUAGUUACUGCCCUGAAGCUUCGGUGGCUCCUGUGCCGUGCCCAGCAGGCUCGUACACGCCCGACAUCAAUACGACGGCCGCGGGACCGGGGGUAUGGCCAAGGUGCACGUACUGCCCCGCUGGAAGCUUCUGUCCGGCUGGUAGCAUCACUCCAAAUCCAUGCGGGGUGGGGUUUCAUUCACCUCUGGGGUCGGGUGUCUGCCGCACGUGCAACGCAGGCUAUUUCUGCGGCAGCAACACCACACCGACGGACCUGUUGCCGACCUCUGCAGGACUGUGGACCUCUCGUGGAUCGGUGUUUGGUCGGUGCUACAACGGCACGUACUGUCCUCCUGGCAUGACCUACGAGCCGACGCUUCAAUCGAACGCGUGCCCCCAGGGCCAUUACUGUCCGAUUGCAACACCCACGCCGGUGUAUUGCCCAGCCGGGACAUUCAACAACGUAACUGGGAUGGACUCUCUCAGUGGAUGCAUUCCAACUCCUGCUGGGUACUACAGCUUGCAGGCCUCGAUCGUUCCGACUGGCACUUGUUCACCGGGGUAUUAUUGCCCGCCCAUGUCGACAUCUGCGACGCAAGUCGCGUGCCCGCCUCGAUAUUACCUCGAUCGAACGCAAGGGCGUGCCCAAGACGAUUGCAUGGUUUGUCCGGCUGGAAAGUACUGCACCAUCGCGUCGACAAGGCCGAUCGAUUGCCCCCAAGGUUACUAUUGUAUCACGGGCACGUCAGACCCUGAGCCUUGUCCGCUGGGCACGUUUGGCAACGCCACCAACCUCAAAAUGAUGGAGAACUGCAACACGUGCCUGCCAGGAAUGUACUGCGAUGGAACUGCGCUUACAAAUCCAAGUGGGCCAUGCGAUGCAGGGUUUUACUGCACGGGCGGCUCGUACACGUCAGCUCCAAGUGGCUCUGCUGGAACUGCAGUGUACAGCUCUGGUGGCUUAGUAGGAGGGUUGUGCUCGAAAGGGGGAUAUUGCCCCCUUGGCUCGUACACUUCGAUUCCGUGUCCUGCCGGCACGUUCAACAACGCCACAGGGGCCCAGAGCUUUUCCGACUGUUCUCCAUGCCCGCCAGGGUCGUACUGCCAAAGCAGCGGCUUGGCUUUACCAACGGGUGGAUGUGCAGCAGGUUAUUACUGCACAUUGGCGGCAACGACGCCGACCCAAAACGAAUCUCCCAUCGGCUACUACUCACCGGAAGGAGCGUAUGGACCUUCUGCCUGCGCCCCAGGAACGUACAACAACCAAGUGCGCCAAGCCAAGUGCACGAACUGCCCCGAGCGAUUUUACUGCAACGGAACUGCUACUGUGACCCCCGAAGCGUGUCCUGGAGGGUACUACUGCCCCCAAGGCACGUCGUUGCCGCAAAAGUGCCCUGCUGGUACAUUUAGCAACGUCACAGGACUCGCUCAAAUCUCCGAAUGCUUGCAAUGCCCCCCUGGAUUUUACUGCGCGUCCAGUGGGUUGACUCAACCUACCGGACCUUGCAUGGCUGGCUAUACGUGCACAGGAGGCGCUCCCUUUCAAAAUCCAAACAACCAAGUGUUCGGGACGGUGUGCCCGACCGGCGCGUAUUGUCCGCAAGGUUCUGCGAUACCUGUGCUGUGUCCUCUCGGCACGUACCGCCCGAACAUUUUAGGCCAGUCCCUCGCAGACUGUUCGCAAUGCCCGGGCGGAACAUUUUGCAACGGCACUGGCCUUGUCGCGCAGUCUGGGCUUUGUGCUGCAUCGUACUACUGCACCCUGGCUGCUUCAACGCCCACACCGACCGACGGUGUUACUGGCAAUAUUUGCCCGAUGGGGUACUUCUGUCCGGCCGGCGUGAGCCAACCGCUCAAGUGCGCGGAAGGAACAUUUAGUGCUCUGCUUGGUCAAGCUUCGUGCACUCCGUGCCCGGCAGGAUCUUACUGCGAUGGGGUCCAAACGUCGUCGAGACUGCUGUGCCCAGCAGGGUUCUAUUGCCCACCAGGAACAAAUGCCAAUCCGUACCCGUGCCCGAUUGGGACUUUUAGCAAUGCCACUGGACUUGCCAAUGCAUCCCAAUGCACGCCGUGCACGGGUGGAUCCUUUUGCAGCAUGACUGGGCUCUCAAUUCCAACCGGACCGUGUUUACCGGGAUACUACUGCGUUGCUGGUGCUAUCAACUCCCGAGGUCAGCUCAGCUCGAAUGGAACCGUGGGUAGCUGUCCUGCUGGAAAGUAUUGUCCUGGGGGCACGUUUUUGCCCCAGCCUUGUCCACUAGGAACGUACCUGCCAUCGGUGGGUGGAAUCGCUGUCGAAGAUUGCUUGCUCUGCCCUGGAGGGUCGUAUUGCAACGUGUCCGGGGCGACCGCCCCCAGUGGUUUCUGUGCUGCGGGGUAUUUCUGCUAUCAAAGCAACGUGUCUCCUCAGCCGACAAGCACCAGUGUGACAGCCUCUGGCGUGGCUGUCGGCGGAGAUAUUUGCCCCACGGCGCACUACUGCCCCUCGGGCUCGAGCAUGCCAAUACCCUGUGCCCAAGGCACAUAUGCCAUCACCCCAGGCAUGUCCGCCUGCGCGACUUGCCCUGCAGGAUAUUAUUGCCCCACUGGUAUCGACGCCUUCCACUCGUACAUAUGCCCUGCUGGGUACUAUUGUCCAGCAGGCACAACUCGCGCCGACCAAUUUCCAUGUCCCCAAGGGUCGUUCAGCAACCAAACUGGGUUGACCAGUGUCGGGCAGUGCACAUUGGCACCUGGCGGGACGUUUGUGAACAUCGUGGCGGCAACCGCUCCGACUGGAAACUGCUCGAGCGGGUACUAUUGCAUUGGCGGCGCCUUGAACGCAACCCCAACAAAUGGCCCUCUCGGCGGCCUCUGUCCGUUGGGAGCGAGUUGUCCGUCUGGGUCGUCGCUCCCGACGCCUUGUAAACCAGGUUUCUACUGCCCAGACAUUUCCACGACAUUGCCGUGCAAAGCAGGCUUUUACUGCAUACAGGGCUCGUACACGGACACCCCGACCGGACAAACGAAUUCGUUUGGCGUGAUCGGGAAUGAGUGCCCUUUGGGAAGUUACUGCCCAGAGGGAUCUAGCAACCCCACGCCGUGUCCUGCGGGUACCUAUGGGAAAUCGAAGCAACUCAAGGAUGUCUCUGGCUGCACGAGCUGCGACCCAGGAUUUAUGUGUCCGACAACCGGCCUCACAAGUGCAAUAGUCCCAUGUACAGCCGGCUCGUACUGUCCUGGUGGCCAGAAAAGUGCCUCGGAGCACUUCUGUCCUCUUGGCUCCUCUUGUCCGCAAGGGUCCAUCGCGCCGCAACCAUGCGCCGCGGGCAAGUAUGCUGACCAAACUGGACAGGUUUCGUGCCAGACGUGCCCUGCGGGGUUUUUCUGCGUCAGCGGCUGCAUCACGCCUGAGUCAUGUCCCCAAGGGUACUAUUGCCCCAGCGGCACUCAAAAUGGGACAAGUCUUCGCUGUCUUCCAGGCACCUAUGGUGAAUUCAUCCAACUUCAGUCCGCGACAAACUGCACCAACUGUCCACCGGGCAAGUUCUGUUCUGGCCUUGGCAAUACUGACGCUCCAACCGGGAACUGCGCGCCUUCCUACUAUUGCGCAGGUCGCGCCAGUUCGCCCCAACCAAACGAUAACUUCACCACGGGAGGCCUUUGUUCCGCUGGACAUGUGUGUGUCGGGGGUGCGUCCGUUUCAGCCCCCAACGACCAUGUCACUGGCUACGCAUGUCCCCCGGGUGCCUUUUGCGUACAAGGGUCAUCCUUCGAAGUGGGUUGCUCGCCCGGGUAUUACAGUCCGUUUCCAGGGGCUUGGAGCUGCCUGGAUUGCCCCAUCGGCGCAUACUGCCCUCAGAACACGUCCGUUCCCGUGCCUUGCCCCACUGGAGCCUUCUGCCCCAUUCGGUCGAGUCUCCCCCUGCUGUGCCCAACGGGAACAUACAGCAGCAACACGAUGCUGGUCAACUCAAGUCAAUGCAACUUAUGUAUUCCUGGGUCGUACUGCAACUCAACAGGACUCACACAGCCAAGCGGGCCGUGCCUCCCUGGAUAUAUCUGCGCUGGAGGCUCGCCGGUUGCAAACCCAGUCGACAAAUCGUACGGGUCUCUCUGCCCCCCGGGGGCAUAUUGUCCACUGGGUUCAGCAACUGGAACCCACUGCCCCCUCGGGACAUAUCGACCAAGUCUGCAAGGGCAGGCAGAGUCCGACUGCGCUCCAUGUCCUGGAGGGACUCAUUGCAAUAGCUCUGGCCUCGUGGCCCCCUCUGGGCUAUGCAGUGCUGGGUACUAUUGCUCGCUUGGAGCACUUACUCCUACUCCCGUCGAUGGAGUCACGGGGAACAUUUGCCCCAUGGGCUUUUAUUGCCCGGCAGGAUCGGUCCAGCCAUUGCGAUGCCUAGAAGGCACAUACGCAGACGCUAUCGGCCAAGCCACAUGCACCAUUUGUCCUGCCGGGUCGUACUGCGAUGGCGUCGCCACCGACAGGCACUUCAUCUGUCCCGUCGGUCGUUAUUGCCCCCAAGGAACGAAAGCUACGCCUCUACUGUGCCCCCCUGGAAGCUUCAGCAACGUCUCCGGGUUGGUAAAUAGCAGUCAGUGCAUGCCUUGUACGCCGGGACAGUUUUGUUCCUCGGCUGGCCUCUCUGCCCCCACUGGGCCAUGUCAAGCUGGCUUCAAGUGCCAAGCAAGUUGUGUCAAUCCAUUCGGACAAUUUUCAAACCUCGCCACGACCAACUCGACGCUGUCUGUCAACGUAUCGGAAUGUCCAGAGGGCAAUUAUUGCCCAGAGGGGACGUUCCUGCCGACUCCGUGUCCUUUUGGAACAUAUCUUCCACGAACGAAAGGCGAGUCCCUGGCUGACUGCUUGUUGUGCCCUCCGCGGCAUUACUGCAACUUGUCGGCGGCGCGCUCUCCUGCUGGCCUGUGCGACCCAGGUUACUACUGCGUCCUGAACAACAUCCUCGCCCAGCCAACAGGACUGCAAACACUCGUCAAUGGAACAGCAGCAGGCGGAACGAUAUGCCCGACAGGACAUUUCUGCCCACGUGGGUCGAGUACACCACAAUCGUGCCCUGAAGGAACGUAUGGUCCUUCCGAAGGGCUCGACAUUUGCCUCACGUGCCCUGCUGGGUACUUCUGUCCUGCGGGAAUCGAUUCGUACAUGAGUUUCACCUGCCGCCCUGGUUACUACUGUCCCCCUGGAACUCCUCGCAGCGAUACGUAUCCUUGUCCUCGGGGAACCUUCAGCGCUCAAUCGGGCCUGCAGAAUGUGACGCAGUGCACGUUGGCACCUGGAGGGAUGUACGUCAGCACUAUCGCCGCCACUGCCCCCACAGGCAACUGCUCGACGGGGUACUACUGCCUCAAAGGUGCCAUCUCGGCAACACCAGACGACUCUGUCGAAAUGUUUGCUGGGCAUUGCCCGUUCGGCACAUUCUGCCCUGAAUCGACAUCCUUGCCAACUCCAUGCGAAGCUGGCAAGUACUGUUCGUCGUCCAACCUGCAGGCGGCGUCCCCAUGCUCCCCUGGUUUCUAUUGUGUACAAGGAUCGUACACAGGCACACCAACAGGGCAACUGAACGCCAAGGGCAAAAUAGGUGACGAGUGCCCGCCCGGUAGCUACUGUCCUGCGGGAACGAGCAACCCGAUCCCAUGUCCGACUGGCACUUACUCCAACACGAAACAAUUGACCAAUGCUUCGCAAUGUACGCCGUGCGCGGCGGGCUUUGUGUGUCCAGGUACAGGCAUCGUCGUCCCGACCGAGCCGUGCCCUGCAUCCAAGUACUGUCCUGGAGCAAACGUCCAAGUGGAUUGUACGGUUGGACACUAUUGUCCGGCCGGGACGUCCAUCCCAAUCCCGUGCCCGGGUGGGACAUUCUCCAGCACCACGGGACUCGCCGAGUGCUUGCCUUGUCCGCGUCGGUACUAUUGCGAAAUCGGCACGGCGAACCCACUUCCGUGCCCCGCCGGUCAUUAUUGCCUCCAGAAUACCUCCUCGCCCACUCAAUACCCGUGUUUACCCGGGACGUACAGCAACGAUACUUCUCUUGGUGAUUCAAACGAGUGCCGCUCGUGUCCUCCUGGGCUCUAUUGCUCGGGCCAAGAUCCAACCAGUGUGCCGACUGGGCCAUGCGCGAGAGGCUACUACUGCAGCUCCCGAGCAGCAACAUCAACUCCAGACGACAAUUUUGCUACAGGUGGCGUUUGUAAAGACGGCUAUGUUUGUUUGGGAGGCGCGAGUAUUGACGACCCUGUGGAUGGAACCACUGGCCGUCUGUGCGCACCUGGCUCAUUCUGCAUCAACGGCACAGAGCAAGCUUGCCCCAUUCACACUUACACAGCCAUCGCUGGCCAAACGGCUUGCUCCCCUUGUCCGUUGGGCCGAUUUUGCCCUGGAAACACAUCGCUGCCGUCGCCAUGUCCACCGCGCUUCUAUUGUCCAGUUGGGCCGGCUCGGUUGUGUCCCAACGGGACCUACGGCGCUCAGAUGGGAUUGGAGAGCCCCGAUCAAUGCUCGCCAUGUCCAGCAGGUCAAUAUUGCACGAAUGGCAAUGUCACGGGGCCAUGCAUCAGUGGUUACUUUUGCAAAUACGGCAACGCGCUGCCAAACCCCAUGUCGUUCAACCAGUCCCUCGUCCCGUGGCAGCAAAGUUCUGGCGGGGCGUGCCCGUACGGACAUUAUUGUCCAGAGGGGACGUCGGACCCCCUUCCGUGCCCAUCGAACUCGUCUCGCAUGCUGUCCUUUGGCGCGGUUCCGUAUGACUGCGGAGCGUGUCCGGCCGGCAAGAGUUGUCUUGACGGUGUUGUGACAGUCGAGUGUCCGCCGGGUCGGUACUGUCCGUAUGCCGAGUUGCCCAUUCCGUGUCCAACUGGGACUUUCAAUCCAUCGUUCGGAGCCAAAAGCAUCGAAUCGUGUCUGAGCUGCCGCGCAGGCAAAUGGUGCAACCGAACGGGAGUCGUCGACGACAGCAUUUACGAUUGCCCGCCGGGACACUAUUGUACGCGAGGAACGCCCGAUGCGGUUCCAUGUCCCGCUGGCACGUACUUGCCAACCGCAGGAGGCGCGAAACUGGUCGAUUGCAACACGUGUCCGGGGGGAUCAUAUUGUAUUGUGGCAUCGUUGUCGCCACUCGUUUGUGAUGCUGGCACGUAUUGCCCCCGCGGAGCAGGCGAGCCCACGGUCUGUCCUGGAGGGUACUUUUGCCCGUCCAAUUCCACAAAAGGACUGGCAUGUCCACCGGGCUACUAUUGUCCCGUCGGGUCGUCGGUACCAAUCCAGUGUGGUUUUGGCACGUACUGUCCUGGAUAUUCAAGCAGCCCGACCCCAUGUCCGUUGGGAUCGCUCUCGAUUCAAAAACCCGAGGGAGGCAACUACUCUUCACUGCACGAAGUGAGUUUCGUCAACAGUGUCGUUGAAAUUGACUCGAGACGAUUUGUUUGCCUCGAAGGCGCAACGUCUCCGUCGCCCCAGAGCGUCACAACUGACCACGGGUACCCUUGCCCUGCGGGCUACUACUGCACGAACGGAACGUACUUGGAAGCCGCGUGCCCGGUCGGCACAUUCAAUCCGAGCAUGGGUGGCACAAGCCUGGCGUCGUGCCAAACGUGCCCUGCAAACACAUAUCAAUACUCCAGAGGACAGGCCACGUGCUAUCCGUGCUCCAAGAGUGCAUCGUCGCCUGUGGGCUCGACGCAAUGCAACUGCGUGGGCAAUCACCGCGCGUUUCAGCUCUCGGACGGGUUUUGCAUUUGCGAGCCUGGUUACGAGUAUUAUGAUGCGAACGGGUUGCUGCGAUCGGAUCAAGACGACACAGUGGACUGCCAACCGAUGGUGUACUCCCGAUGUGGAUCUGGCCAAGUGCGAACGCUGGGAGGAGCCUGCCAAGACGCGUCGCUGAUUUCGUGCAAUUCAUCUUGCAAUGGCGGUACAGGCGAGUUCCUACCGACGUCGGGGGUGUGUCAAUGCACUAAUGUCCCGGACUUGGACACGAUUUGCAAUGCCGCGUGCCGGGCAUCAUCCACUCAACUACGUUUCAAUUCUCAAACGAACACAUUGGAGUCGUUUAACCCAGUUACUGGCGUGUCGACGCCAGUGCCGGCGACGGACCAGGCCAACAUCUUUGGAACGCUGUCAUGCGUGGCCAAUGGCACAUCCAGCUGCAAUGUCGUGAGUAUUGAAACCUCCGGCAGUUCAUUUUCUGGAACGUACGAUGCAACCCUUCCAGCUGCAGUCAAUUCCAAGAGGCGCCGGCUGGCCGAAGCGAAAUCUGGCAUCGUGAACCCCAUGCUGUGUCUUCAAAAAGGCGACUCGAUCAUGUUUUCCGUGUCCAACCAGAGCUACCCCGUGUAUGCCAAGGAUUCGCUCAUGAACACGAACCCGCAAUUUGACUACGGUGCAUUUCGAACGCUUGACGAAAAGAUGAAGGCCAACACGGUGGCGAUCGCAGCGUUUGCGUUUUCGUUUGUCCAGAGCGGAAUCUAUGUCUUUGUCCUGAGUAAUAACCCUGACGCGCUGACCAUAGUGACCGUCAUGGAGACGGGUGUCAAAUGCCCGACCGAUGGACCUAUUGUGCCUCUGACGCAAGCCAACCUCAUCAAGCUGAACGCAAAACCCAGCAACGACAUCAUCUUGGCGCCGGACUGGGGGUUGAUUGCCGGGUUGCUUGCUGCAUUGUUUGGGGUUGUGGCUGGUUUGAUCUUUGGUUUGUACUACUUUCGGCGAAAGAGUUGGGUUGGAAAGCAAGCAAGUGUUGGCGGCUACAAGGAAAAGGCCCGUGGGUUCAACUUGUCCAACCUAACAUCGAAAGGGUCUAUCGUGAAGAAGAAUGCAAAGCCAGUCACGGACAUUGUGCCGUCGGAUGACUUGGAAGCAAAAGCCAAGACACCUGGCGAGUACCAACCCGAGCUCAAUCGAUGGGACGGCGACGAUUUGGGAAUUCGUGAGCUUGUCGAUCGUCUUCAGUUCCACCACGACAGCGUCGAAAAAUCGUUCCACGACCAAGAGGCAGGAGCCGUUAAAAUGAUGAAGUUGCUGCAAAACGAAGCCGACGAACUCAAGCGGUUGCUGGCAUCGAUUGUGGUUGCGCAGUCCAGCGAGAAGGAUGCUGAAGGCUGCGACGCAGAACUCGUCUUGGUCGAAUCCCUCGAAAGAAGCGCCGCUGCCAGAGCCGAAUUCGAAGCGCAGCAAUGUACUGCCGAGGGCGCCCUCCUUGUAUCUGCAAACUGUUUGGCAGCCACGGUUCAAGACAAAGGCAUUGUCUCGACCAUCAUUGAUGAAAUGGUGAAAGGAAACGGAUCUUCCCCACUGUUGCAAGCAAUCACGACUGAAUUGCACACACUUACUCAAGCAAUCACUUCCACGACGGAGCCAACAAUGGGAGUAUGGCCAAUUCUCCAGAGCGAACAAAAUCGCCGAAAAGUGGAUGCUGCUGUGUGGAAUGCAUUUGGCAAGACGACUCGCGACUUGCUCUCGCCGGAAUUGCUGCAAUUAAAGCAAAGCUGCAAUCGCCACGCCAGUGAAUGCGAUGAACGGGCCGCGGAAGUGUGCGAGAGUUUGCUCAAAUUUAGCAAUGUCGCUCCGUCAUACAUGAAGAAGCUCGAGGCGUUCCAGGAAGCAUGUGCCCUUGAGAUUAAAGAAGCCUUGGAGCAGCAAAAUCCGGCCUUGAUCAAGCCGCUCAAGCAAAAACAAGAGAAGGGUCUCCAAACACUGUUGAAGGAACUACAAGUCGGUGCAUCAAAACUUGUGGCGAAAAUUGAAGCAGAUCAGAAGCAACUCAAUGCACUUCGAACAAAAUUUACACCGGACGCGAUCAUCAUGCAGCGCGCGCUCGCUGACCUCAAGAACGACUUGACGCUGGCUAAAGCAGCGACAAAUCCCGCCAAUGAUGUCGCCGAGUUGGUCGCUCAAUUGAGAACGCUGCUGUCGAAUCCAGGCCAGUUUCAACUCAUGGCUCCAGCGGUUGCCCCCACUCUCAAUUUGGACGCAAUGUUUGCUGAAACGGAAACAAUGGCGGAGCCAAUCUUUGAGGAAGAUGGCGGCGACAUGGCAGAGCUGCAGCAACUCAUGGACGACGAAGUUGAAGGCGAUGCCAUCCAAGACGAGUUGAAGGCGGCCAACAUGCGAAACGAGUUCAUUUCUGAAUUGAACGCGAACACGAGCUUGACAGAAGAGGAUCGACAGAUACUGUUGGAUGAGUUCAACGAAGACAUGGCACAAUUGGAGGCGUCCCUGUGCCUGGAGCGCCACAAACAAGAAGAGCACUUGCGCAAUCGGUUGGCAAUUCGAAAGCUGAAAAAGCACACGGAGAGUAACCUACUGUUGGAAGACCAAGCGCUGAAAGCCGCGAUGCGAGAGAAGCAGGAACUGGAACUGAAAGAGCUCGAGCGCACGUUUGCCGAGGAACAGGCCAAGAUCGAACAAGAGUUUCAAACAAAGUUGGACAGCGUGAAACAAAAGUCGUCGCAGUUGCUUGUUCGAGGCAACACUCAAAAACGAAUCAACGAUGUCGACGACGAAAGCGUGUCAAAAGCAAUCCGAAAUGAGUUCAAUGCCAAGUGGAACGAACGGCAACGACUGCUCGAAGACGAGAAGGCACGUGCCAAGGCAAAACUCAAUGCUCGAAAGAAAGCAAGGUCAGCGGCGAAGGGGGAUGCCACGCCAGCAGCGGACGGCACAGCUGCACUAUUUGCAGCUAUGAACGACAUUGAAUCCAAUCAGAUGACGCGCGCAAUCACAACGAAGCACGACAUACUGCAAUAUGAACGAUUAGCCGAUGCGAUCCAAUCGAACUGUGCAAGUCCAGCGGAUGUUGCUCAAUUGCAAACGGUGCUGGCAUCCAAUUCGACCAAAUGGAGCGAGCGCGUGCACGAUGUGGUUGCCGAUGAACUUCAGUGGUCACAUCAGUGGAGUCAAGUCAAGCCGGACAAAUUGACACCGGAGCUCCUUCACAUAAAUACAAAGAUGAAAAUGCUCUUUGAAACAGAACGUGAGCAACUCGAACGUUGCCAAGUCCAAGAGAAGGCUCAACUUGGAACACUCUCCACUGACGAUGAAGACGUGUUGAACCAGAUGCAUAAUGAAUUCAAGGCAAAAUGGGAUGCUCGAAAUAUGGCGUUGCUGGACGAAGAGCAGCUCCAACGACAAAAGCUUCUCGAUCGAAAAUCCAAGCGAAAACGUCAAGCAGGAGCUGCUUUACCAGAGGAUGUCCAGGAAUCCGAGUUGCUGCUCGCCAUGGUGGAAGAGCGCCAGAGUUUGGACGAGAUUGGCAAGAUUAUCAAGGCGACUGCAAUUAAAUCCUUGGGUGACGCCAACAACGACGACACUAUUGCACAGAUCCAAGACAAGUUUGCCCAGGAGUGGGCACGUCAGAAGGAAAUGCUACUUGCGGAAGCAAACGUCAAGCGUGUCCAGCUCCAGGAACGCCUGAAGAGGAGAAAAGAUACGAUGCAUCCUGACGACGAGGACGCUACCCUAAUGUUGGAACAACUCGAGACAAAGCAGGCCGCACUGGACAUUGAAAUCGAUGCGGACGCUGUCAACACUGGAAUCUUGGCCGACAAAGUCAUGCUUGAAGCCCUGACGACGCAAGAUCAGGAUGUCAUCAAUGACAUUUUGAAUUCCCACGACAAAAAAUGGAGUGAGCGGCAAAAGGCACUGGAAGACGAUGCAGCGUUGGCGCGAGCAAGUUUGGCCUGUCGCCUCGACAAGAAGCGCAAGGGGUGUUUGGAGUCGGCCCUCGAAUCCAUGCUGCAGAUCAAGGCAGAAGCUCUGAAAGCUGCCAAAUUGGUUGAGAAAGCUCAACUUGGCACAAUCUCUGCCCACGAAAUGCAGCAGAUUGAACAGUUAACGGCUGAGCACGAUGCAAAAUGGGCUGCGCGACACAAAGAACUGGACGCCAACGAAGAAAAAUGGACUGCGCAACUCACUGCUGGUGCAACGUCCAAAGAAGAGCUCGACGAGUUCGAAAUGGACGUUCGAUUGCUACGCAAUGAACUCGCGAUGCACGAAGCCAAGGCAAAAGCACGCAUCGUUGCUUUGCAAAGAGUGGACAUUGACCGGGACGAUGCAGCAAUUAUUCAAAGGCUGCACGACGACUUGAAAAAGAGUAUGGACAAUGCGAAAGCGGAGAUCGAUGAUGAAGAGGCGCGGCUCCGAGGCCGGCUCCGCGAUCGACUGGCACGAAUUGCCAAGUCCAAAGAUGAUGCAGCAAUGGUAGAAAAGCAGGUGGAAGCCGAAGCGGCUGCCAAGAAGACCCACGACGAGCUUUCCAUUUUGGUGGCAAAGGCGGAAAGCAACCCACUGACCUCCGAUGACGACGAAACGAUUCGCAAGCUACGGGAAGCGCACGAACGUGAUGCAAAGGCUCGCAAUCAACAACUGCUAGACGAAGAGCAGCGUUUGAAAAGUAACCUGCAGGAUCGCCUCAAGGCAAAGCGUGAUGCGUUGGCAAAGCAACAGUUCGAUACGCCAGCUGCCAGAGCACAGGCGCUUGCCCAAGUGAACGACGAAGAGAGGCUUCAGCUGGAGCAAGUGGAGCAUCACAUGGAUGCCAAACGUGAGCAGCAAGCGCUGCAAGAGCUGCAGACGGAAGCGCAAUUCAUUCAGCUGCAGUCGCCCAACAACGAUGACGAAGCCAUCGCUAAGUUGCGAGCUGAGCACGAUGCAAAGUGGAAUGAAAAGUUGGCAGAGCUGGAAGAUGAAGCAAAACGGCGGCGCCAGAGAUUGCAUGAUCGAUUAGCAGCAAAGCGAAAGCAUGUUGAAGCGUUGCCGCUGCUGGACAAACAAGAAGCUGAGAAGGAGCUCAAGUUAGAAGAAGCAAGAGGGUCGACAGAAAUUGAGCAAUUCGUCGAAGUGACCAAGGAACGAUUGGGAUUGGAACAGAUUACUGAAAAAGCUAAGCUCAAUCUUUUGACACCUGAUGACGAAGCCUUGAUAAAAGAGAUUCAAAGUCACCACCAAAAGAAGUGGCGCGCCAGGCAACAGGAGGUCAACGACGAUGAAACCCGUCGGAAAGCAGCAUUGCGAGCACGUUUGACAGCGAAGCGCGAUGCAAACCGUCGCACCACGAAGCCAACCGACGAAAAAGAAGUGUGCGCGAUGCAACUCGAUGCCCAGGAAAAUGUCGACAUGCAGCAAAUCGAGGAAAUGGCCGACUUGAAGCGACACGUGCUUGCCGAAGAAGCAAAGGUUGAGGCCCAGCUCCUCACGCAACUCAACACCCCUCCAAACUACGAUGACGACAUCGACAGGUUGCAAGCUGAUUACGCCAAACGAUCGAAAGAACGAGAGGCAUGGUUGAAGGCCGAAGAGGCUCGCAUGCGACAGCAUUUCAAGAUCCGGCUUGCCAAACGAUUGAAACUUGGCGAUCCUGCUACGCCCGACGAAGUGGAAGCGAUGGAACAAGCGGUCGAGCGAGAAAUCUCUGACAUGCGAUGCCAAGCAGAGGUGGAAGCGCUGUCGGAGAAGCAGCGGCUUAACAUCUUGUCCUACGACGACGAGGAUUUAUUGCAAAAGCUUCAAGCCCAACACGACGCCAAGUGGGCCGACCGGAUGCGAGAGCUUGAGGACGAAGCGGCACGACGAAAGCUGCAAUUGAAAGAUAGAUUGAUGAAAAAGCGAAGCAAGAACAAAGCCAGCGACUUGUCUCCAGCAGAAAGGGAUGUGAUUGACCGUCAAUUGGACGUGGAAGAGAACGUUUUGUCCAAAGCAGCAGAUGAUCACCUCGUAAUGGCAAAACAGCGCGCCAUGGUGGCGAAACUGCUGGAAAAGAAGCUCAUUGGAGUAUUCACUCCAGACGACGAAGAGUUAAUUCGACAGAUCCAAGACAACCAUCAAAAGUUGUGGGGCGAGAGGAAAAAGGCACUCGAGGACGAAGCUGCGCGCCGCAAGAAUGACGUCCGCGAUCGGUUGGCAGCUCGAAAACUAGCCAAAACCAUGUCUUCCCCCGAGGAAAUUGCAGCCCUCGAAUCUGUGGUGGCAUUGCAAGAAGCUGCAGAAACCUUGCAAGUAGAUACAAAUCUGAGCGACGAACUACAAGAGUUGAGUGAGAAACGUACCAAAGAAGCGUCCCAACUUGACAAACUGGACGCUCCCCCCAACUACGACGACGACAUUUCCCGGCUUCAGGCCGAACACGAGCGCAUGAGCAGGGAGCGUCGGCGAUUGCUCGAAGAUGAAGAAGCGAGGCUGCGUAGUCGACUCAAGGAUCGCUUGUCGAAGCGACGAAAGCUCGGCGAAACAAUCACCGGCGAAGAAAUGCGCGACCUGGAGGUGGCCAUGACAGCCGAAAUUCAAGCCAAUCGUGCCACGCUGGAAAUUGAAAUUCUAGCUGACAAGGCCAAGAAGAAUCUCUUGACGUCGGACGACGAAGAGAUGAUUCGCAAGCUCCGAGAAGAGCACGACAGCAAGUGGAGAGCAAAGGUGGCUGAGUUGGAAGAUGAAGCGAAGCGCCGGAAGCAGCAUCUGCAGGACAGGCUCUCCAAGAAACGUGCAAUGCUGGAGGGAAUGUCUGGGCCAGAGAAGCACGUAGCUGCGGCAGUAUUCGUUGCUGAAGAAGGUGACGCUCUCGCCGAGCUCGCCGGCGACCUCGAGAAUGCCAAGAACCAACUCAUGCUGAAUCAAGUGACUGAAAAGGCCAGCUUGAACAUGCUCACACCAGACGACAGCGACGUGAUCAAGAAGAUUCAACGAGACCAUGAUAUGAUGUGGCGAGAUCGGCAAAAGGCGCUUGAUGACGAAGAAGCGCGGAAGAGAGAUGCGUUGAAAACUCGAUUGGCUGCAAAACGGGAAGCCAACAGACUUAGCAGUCAAUCGGCGGAUAAGAAGCAAGCGGUGGACAAACAAUUAGACGAAGAGGAAGCCGCUGAGAUUAAAUUAAUCCAACAAGUCGUCGAGGAAAAGCGCCAGGAUAUCCAAGCAGAGGCAUCAGUUCAACUCGAUCGAAUCAAGCAGCUACAAGCAAACUUUGACGAUGACAUUCAAAUGUUGUUCGACGAGCACGCGCGUCGAUGCAAAGAGCGCCAACGAUUACUCGAGGACGACGAAGCGCGCAUGCGAAAUCGGCUACAAGAGCGCCUUGCCCGUCGAACGAAGCAUGACGAUUACGCGGUGACGCGUGAAGAGGAGGCUGUGAUGCACGAGCAGCUUCAAGCAGAGAUCGACACUAGGCGACAGCAAAUUCAAGAAGAGCACACGCGAACAAGUGCAGACAAGCGGCGCAGUUUGGAUGAAGAAGAGACAAUCCUCAAGCAAAAAUUGGCCGAUCGAUUGACCAAAAAGCGCGAUAGAGUCAAACAAGUGGCGACUUCGGCGGUCGCCGACCAGCUCAAUUUGCUUCUCGAUCGCGAAGCCGAUUCGGAAUUGCGGGCAAUUGAGAAUGCGAUGGAUGAAAAGCGCAAAGUGCUCGAGUCCACGGAGAGGCUGGUGAAGGGAUGGACCCCGACGGCUGCACCAACCGACAAUGAGAAGGAAAUUGACUUGAUCAACGCGGAGCUGGCCAAGCACACGAAAGACCGCCAGCGCAUGCUGGAUGAAGAGGAACAACUCAAGAAAACUCGGUUGCAAGAACGCAUGGAAAAGAAGCGAAAACUUCGUGAGGAUGCCAAACAGGCCGCUGAUCGACCGUCAACUGCCGACCACGCUGUGGAAAUGACGCAAGAAGUGGUAAAAAUUGAGGCCGAAAUGGCCGCAAAACGCCUCGAACUGGAGGCGGAAGCGGAAAAAGAACGGCAACUCCUGGCAUCCGCGGUGCAACAGGCAAAAGGCAAUGUCGACGCCAUGGUCGAAAAAGUCAAGCAAGAUCACGAAGCCAACGUAGACCAGCUGAAAAAGACCCUCGAAGCAGAGCGUGCAAAGGAGGAGCUUGCACUGAAAGAGCGCAUUGCUGCCCGUCGCAAGCAAAAGGUUCUAGGGACGGUUGACGACAAUGUACUGGCAGCUCAGGAGGCUGCCGAGCAAAAGGCGUUGGCAGCAAAACUAGACCAGGACGCGAAGGAUGCCCUUGCAAAGGAGAAACAGCGCGCGGACUUAGAAAUGGCGGCACUGCAGCGAGAAAUCGCCAAGAAGGCGGAGCUACAGGCUCAACAAGCGGCCAUUGAAAAAAGGAUGGCCGAAGACGAAUGGACAAGACUGAAGGACAUUCACGAAAGUGAACUCAAGCAACUUCAAACCACCCUCGACUCGGAGCAGCAACGGCAAGAGUUGAAGCUCAAAGAUCGAAUUCGGAUUCGCCGCGAGCAGAAGGAGCGAGAAUUGGCUCAGUGUAAAGACCAAGCGGAAAUUGACAAGGCGCGUGCUCUGCUCGAGGAGCAAGAAAUUGCUGAAAAGGUGAAGUUGGCCGCUCAAAUGGCCAAACAAGCCGAAGACGCGUUGCACGAAGAGUUGACACGGCAGGAGGAGGCAAAACGAGCGGCUGAACACAAGAUCCAUCAAGCGGCUAUUGAAGCUGCAGCUGCGACGGCUGCCAUUGACGCUUUUCGCGCGGCGGAGCUCGAACGCGUGUCCAUGGAGUAUUCGAACAAGAUGAACCAGUUCCAGCAAGACACAGCCAACGAAGCUCUAACUCAAAAAGCCAAGCUCGAAGCACGCAUGGCUGCGAAGAAGACGAAAAAGGCGAUGGAACUCCAGGCAAAGAAAGAGGAAGAAAAGAAAGCGCUGCUGGAGAAACAACGCCUGGAAGCUGAGGCCCUCCAAUCUCGACUAGCUGAAGCAGAGAAGCUCGCCCAACUCAACGCGAUAAUUGACGACCACGAAAAACGAACCCCACGGGUCGAAGAAACAGACGAAGGCAAUGCGUUGACAUCUGCCCAAGAGGCUGAGCUCAAGGCAUUGGAAGUCAAGCAAGCCAAUGAAAUUGCUCGCUUUGAUGCAGAAGCGCUGAACGAACAGGUCAACUCUGGCCGCCGCCUCGACGACGACCUUGCAAAAAAGUUGUCAGCGAGUCAAGAACAACUUCAAGUGAAGAAGGAACUAGAUCGUGUCACAAACGAAUUUCAGGAGAAGCUGACAGCCCACACAGACAGUCUCGAGCAAGAGAGUUCGCAAAAGAAGAAGGACCUGAUGCGUCGCCUUGAAGAGAAGAAGAAGAAGAAGAAGGACGAGCUGAUGGCGCAGCAGGCCAAGGAACGGGCAGACGCAGCGCAGACUCAGAAAUCAGACCAAGAGAAGCUCGCCAACAAACUCGAAAUGGAGCGCGAGGUCGCGAUGAUUCAAAAACUACUGGCCCAAAACAACAUCGUCGUGUCCCAGCUCACGCCCAUCAUCGAGCGCGUUGUUGAGAAGCGUCACAAACGGGAGCAAUCGCUGCUGUUCGCCAAGCAAUACAGAGAUCGCACGGCCGUAUUGCGCGACGCUUUACAAGCGUUGAUGCAGCAAAAAGCCAAAGAUAAGGCUGCGUUGCUCGAAUCGACGGGCGACCCCACUGAGCGUGAUCGACAAUUGGAAGAGCUCGAUGCCCUGUAUCGAGUAAAGCAGCAGGAUAUAGAAGCUUCAGGCACCCAAGACGUCGAAGCUGCACAAACAAGGGAACAAGCGAGUUUGAAAGAGCGCCAAGUCGCGGACAUUGCGUACUUGUACCAGCAAUUCGUAGCCCAGUGCAAGCCAGAUGUCGUCACGCCUGCCACGGUGCCUGCGACCCAGGUUGCUGUCGCUGCUGCCACCACCACAACGGUCGACGAUGAGACGGCUGGUCUUCGUGGUCACUUGGAGUUGGAAAAACAAGCUCGCAUCGACUCCAUUGUCCAAGCUGGCGCAUCUGCUAUGCAGAAACUACGUGAAGAUUUAGCGAGCGAGUGGAAGGAACUGGACGAGGCGUAUGCUGCCCAGUUGGCCGUGGAGCGCCAAGAUAGCGAGCAUGGAUGGCAGCGUCAAAAAGAAAAGAUAUUGGCUCAGUCAGUGAGUGAAAAGCGACGGACAGCGUUGAUCGCAGCGUUGGAGGUCGAACGGCAGAAGCAAGAAGCGUCGCUCACGUCGAUGCUGCGCGCUCGGUUCCAAAAGAAGAAGGAGCGCAAGGAACGAGUUUGCAAGCGCCGUUUGAAGCGAACAGACGACGAUACAAAACGGCGAAUCGAAAUUAUCAAUGCUCAGUUCUUGGUGUCGUUGGCAGACGAGCUGGAGUCUCGCAAGCACAAGGAUCAGAUGGUGAAGGCCCCGUCACUGGCGCUACUGGGACUUGGGAAAGAGCGACUCCAAGGCGCCGUGAAUCGCACCAAGACCCUUGUGCGACUCGGGAGUGUCGGAGGACUGGCAGACCCACAUACUACCUCGACCAAGUUCUUGCCCGUCGACGAAGCGCCGGCCACGUCGUUGAUGGCUACAACACUAGCGCAAGGUCAUGAAAACCAACUGCAGCAACCGUCGAGCCACCCAAUGGAGGUGAUCGGUCAGAAGCUGGACAGUAUCGAGCGCCUGAUUCAACGACUUACGAGCUCCGAGCGUCCCGUUCCAAUUUCGACGGGACGUGGCUCCAUCAAGUCGGCGUUGUUGGCAGCCUAUCCAGGCCUCGAACAAGAUGCCAAGGCUGCGUCGGGACCGUUGAAAGCAUUGGAUGCCACCAAGAUGACACCUCGACAGAUCUCCCGCUUGGAAUGGGGUCGAAACUUGGUCGCGACGUUGGACCCGACGUUGAAACUUGCAGUCGCAACGAUUGUUCCGACGUCUCCCGGCGUGUUUGGCCACUCCAUGGCGUACGAUGCACAGAUCCAUACGCUGUAUGUUCGCGAAAGCCGCCUGGAGAGCGUUCCUGAGCUUGCGCUGUUGUUGGUGCACACGGCGGCCCACAUCAAGGUCCACGAGUCGGCCUUUGACGACGACAGCGAUCCAGCGUUUGUGACGGAGUUUUAUCGCAUGCUCGGGCGCUGCUACCAGGAGUUGUUUUCGAAAACGGACGAUCUUGGGCUCGUUCCGUCGGCUUCGGUCGAGUCGUUGGCCGCGUGGGGUCGAUCCAAAGAUGUACCUGGCGCGUCGCCAACAACGUAUUUCUUGCCUGGCAACAUCGAAGCACGCCUCGCCAACAUGCAGGCGUUCUUGGAUCAAAUGCAAAAUGACGUGGCAGAACGAGAUGACGCAUUGACUGUCCUCGACCACCAGCACUCGUCGAGCAAGUUAUUGCCGUUAAGAUCGAUGUCCGUGCAAGCGCCGUCAAGCAUUCGCAAAGAACGAACAUCCCCACGGUCCUUUGCGAAAGUCGGGUCUUCCAGAGCGCUCUUCAUGGCCCACGCAGAGCAGCAAGUGACGUCGCUACAGGACUGCUUGGACGUUGCAGAAAAGUCCUACAUGGAAACGCUCAAGAGGUACACAGAAGCCAGCGAUGCCGUCGAACUGCUCGAAGAUGCGCUGAGCGAAGCAGAAGCGGAGCACAUGGAGCAUGAAGUGACCCUGCUCUCGAAAAAACUGGGCGAAGCGCGGGACGAUCUCGCUCGAGUCAAGGCCGAUCGCGACGACGUUGCAAGGCGAUGUGAAAAGCUACGAGGGGAAAUUAAAGCCAAAGUUGGUGCGGUCUAA
This is a messenger RNA of Aphanomyces invadans, 23494 nucleotides long. RefSeq lists its product as hypothetical. NCBI's taxonomy places the organism in Eukaryota, Oomycota, Saprolegniomycetes, Saprolegniales, Verrucalvaceae. Bases 65 to 23494 code for a protein of 7809 amino acids. The transcript has 62 exons. The record is from RefSeq and is a predicted model, not a curated record.